Messenger RNA from Spirodela intermedia, 558 nucleotides. The record is from the annotation of a GenBank genome assembly. NCBI's taxonomy places the organism in Eukaryota, Viridiplantae, Streptophyta, Magnoliopsida, Alismatales, Araceae.
AUGAACAGGUCGAAUUCAGAGCCCUCCGAGGCCUCUUCGGAGGUCUGCAGCCAGGUCGCCUCCAACCUCUCGAACCAGGAGGAGACGACGAGUACCUCCCCCGGGAAGCUCUCACUGGACCUCUCCCUCUCCAGCACCGGCGAGAGCUUCACCAGAGCUCCUCCCCGCAGCGGCGCCGCCUCCGCCGCCGUCGCCCCCAGAGUCUUCUCCUGCAACUACUGCCGCCGCAAGUUCUUCAGCUCCCAGGCACUGGGGGGCCACCAGAACGCCCACAAGAGGGAGAGAACCAUGGCGAAGACGGGUCUGCAACUGAGCUCCUUCCCGUCUUGCCCUAGCCUGGCUUCCCUCCCCCUCCAUGGCUCCCCUCAGGUGAUGGCCAUAGAGAUCAAAGCUCACGCCUUGCAGCACCGCGAGGGCGGCCAUGGCCGGGCGGCGAUGUUCUUGCAGGAGAAGGGAGAUGGGUUCUUCUUUCCCCGGAGCUUCGCCGCCGCCGGAGUCCCCCCCAGAUCACCACCGGCGCCGCCGCCGGAAGAGCUCGACCUCACCCUGAGACUAUGA